Phyllotreta striolata is the source of this 2683-nucleotide messenger RNA. NCBI's taxonomy places the organism in Eukaryota, Metazoa, Arthropoda, Insecta, Coleoptera, Chrysomelidae. The record is from the annotation of a GenBank genome assembly.
AAAUAACAAUUAUAAAAUGUAUAGGUGAUUUAAGUUUGUUUCGAUAUUAUUAGUUAUGGGUAUAACAGGAUUACUGCCGUUUUUACAAAAAGCCACAAAACCAUGCCAUAUUUCCGAAUUUCGAGGAUCUACUGUAGCAAUUGAUACUUAUUGUUGGCUGCACAAGGGGGCCACAGCAUGUACAUUUCAGCUGGCUAGUGGAGAAGAUACCAAUAUGUUAGUUAAUUACUGUGUUAAGUACUUAAAUAUCCUUAAAUCCUACGAUAUCAAACCGAUACUGGUGUUUGAUGGAAAAAAUUUACCUGCUAAAGCUGAAACUGAAAGUAAACGACGUGAAGCUCGAGACAGGGCUAGGCAAAGAGCUUCAGAGCUGAUUAAGUUGGGUAAAACGAACGAAGCUUUGAAUUAUUUGAGGCAAAGUAUUAAUAUUACUCCGAAAAUGGCUUCUGCCGUGAUAAAGGAAUGCCACAAAUUAGGCAUUGAUUGUAUCGUAGCGCCAUAUGAAUCGGAUGCCCAAUUGGCUUUUUUUAACCUGAAAGGUGUAGCAGAUGUAGUGAUAACGGAAGAUUCUGAUUUGUUAUUGUUUGGUUGUACUAAAGUUUUUUAUAAGUUGGAUUCUACUGGUUCUGGAUACUUAAUAGAAGCUGAAAAAAUACCGAUAUCAAUGAAUAUGAGACCGGAUAAAUACACGUUCGAUAAAUUCAGAUAUAUGUGCAUACUAUCAGGUUGUGAUUAUGUUAGUUCUUUACAUGGAAUAGGUUUAAAGAAAGCAAUGAAGUUCAUUAAACUUACUGAGGAAACUAAUCCUUUAAUAUUUUUAGGUAAAAUUCCUCAGUACUUAAAUAUGCGACAUUUAACUAUAACUGACGAGUAUAAAGAAAACUUUAUGCUAGCAUACGCCACGUUUAAGCAUCAAACUGUUUAUGAUCCAUAUGAAAGAAAAUUAGUACCUCUCAUGGAUCCUGCCAUACACGGAACAAAUCCUGCACAUUGCAAAAAUGCUGGGAAAAUGUUUGAAGAUGAAAUAGCUUAUCAGAUUGCUUUAGGCAAUAUAAAUCCUAAUAAUCAUGAAGUAUUAAAUGAUUGGUCUCCAACAAAAAGUAAACUACCAAAAAACAGCAUUUGGUCGGGCGCUGUUCAUAAGAGUAUAUCUCGAAAACAACUCCAACUCAAUCUUAGAGAUAUGGAAAUGAAGAAAAAGAUAUUAAUAGACAAAAAUAGUGAAGAAAAUGAAAAAUAUCACAAUUGGAUAAAUCAUCAAGAUUUACAAGUACAAGAAGAAAUUGCAGUUUAUUUUAAAGAGCCUCAACAAAACAAAGUAGCCGAAGAACCUGAAGAUAAAAUUGUUGAACAACAGGAUAGACUUUCGCCUGUUCUAACUCGAAAUCCUUUUAUAAAGAAAAUCAGCAAGUUUAGUUUAACAAAGACAGAAAACUCUGUAGUCAUAAAAAGUAGAUAUUUUUCUUCUCAGCCAACACAAGAUCUUGAUAAUAAAAGUUCGAAUGAAUAUGGAUCUGAAGAUAUUACUAAAAUUGAAGCAAUCUCAUUAGACGACGAUGAAAAUGAUUCCAAUAAACCUGUACAUUCCCAAUUUGAAAUAACAAAUACUAGACAAGUAAGCAGCCAAUCUCAAAUAAUAAAUUUAACUGAAGAUGAUGAUAACAAGAAGCAACCUUUACGUUCUUUGUCACAGCCUUGUACAUCUAAGAGUAUACUGGAUAAUAAACGAAAACGAUUAGGUCCUUGUAGGACGUUAGGUUUAAAGAGAGUAAAGCCUGAAAAUCAACCUACUCUUCACAAUUUCUUUAAAAAUUUAAAUACUCGUAAAUAAUGUGUUCUGUUUAUAAAAUUUAUUUAUAUUUUCUUAUUACAUGCUUUAAUUUUUAUACAAUUUGUUUCAUAAUUAUAACUCUACCUCAAAUUAUUAUACAUUCUCGGUUAGUUUGUAAGAAUUUGAUUUCUCCCUAUAACAAUUAUAGUAUAAAUACAAUAUUUAAUAUCAUUCUAAAGUGUGACCUACCGAAUGGAAUGAGUUAAACAAAGAUUGUUAAUUAUUACACAUUAAUUACAUAUUAAAAGUUCAAAUUGAUAUUUACAAGUUUCGGAAACAGCAAUGUUCUAAAAAUGGAACUUUUAUGUAAAACUUUAGGUUUAUCUAUGUGUGCAACUUUAUCUCUAACUUCAGACCUAGACAGAUCGCCUCUCAAAUUAAGUAACCUAAGAAGAUGAUCGUCUGUGAUAUCUGGAUAUUUCUCAACAACCCUGUGAAGCUCGAAUGACAGCAUAUCAUCAUCGCUCUUUAAAACUUCCGAAAGCAUAAUGAUCGCUUCGAAAGGAUUUUCACAUUCAAUAUCUUUGCUAAGGUUUAGAAACAAUCUGUUAAACCUGUUGGCUUCUUCUGAUGAUUUCUGAGCGGCUUUCAUACAUUCUUCGUAAGUUUUAAACGAUACACGCCGGGAGAGCAUGGCUGUGAGGUAUUUUCUACCAACACACGUAAUUAAUUGCUCAGUUAAAUAUUUAUAAUUCGCUUCCACUAAGCGGUUGUAAUCCUGGAAGUAAUCUUCGAUAGUCACGUAUAUUGUAUCAGCUGGAUUAGAAGUGAACCAAUGUGAAGUAAAUAAUUUGUCAAAAUGUUGGUCUAAAUCAACAAAUAAUUCUUCUAAGAGAUUAUGAACUGCGUCGU